Molecule: messenger RNA, 1813 nt
Organism: Nothobranchius furzeri (turquoise killifish)
Lineage: Eukaryota; Metazoa; Chordata; Actinopteri; Cyprinodontiformes; Nothobranchiidae
Gene: eif2b4
Product: eukaryotic translation initiation factor 2B, subunit 4 delta
Source: RefSeq, a predicted model, not a curated record
CAGCAGGUUUUAAAAAUGAUUUUUUUCAAAGAGGUAAUUCUUGGUUUUAGGUAUUGGGUUAUUGCUUCCGGGUGGUGUUUUUUCCGCAGAAAUGUAAAUGACAGACAAGAAGACAUUGAACGUGCAAAGACUGAAGGCAAAGAGCUGACCAAAGAAGAGAAGCAGCGUCUGAGGAAAGAGAAGAAACAGCAGAAAAAAAACAAAGAGAAGAAAGAUGAAAAGGCUUCACAGGGAAGUGAGAAAGAAAAGAAGUCGGGCAGCUUAGCUGCUGCAGCUCCGCAGCCCCCAGCGAAGUCGACGACGGUGAAAACUCCCUCAGCAGUGCCUGCUCCUGCACCAGUUUCUGUGCCUUCCUCCUUGGAGGCCCCUGCUCCAGCAGACAAGCCCUCUAAGACUAAAGCGGAGCUGAAAGCUGAAAGGAGAGCUCGACAGGAAGCUGAGAGGGCUAGCAAACCAGGCAAGAAAGGAGAGCCAGGACAGCAGGCAGCUUCAGGCAAACAGAAAGCACCACCCAGCGAGCUGCAGCCAGUAAUAAAGAGGCUUCCUGAACACAUUCAAGUGGACAACCCAGAUGUUUUAAAGAAGCUGGCCAAGAAAUUGGAAAGACAGCAGGUAAUGGGGCUCAACCCUACUAAAAAGAUCCCACUCCGUUUGGACUACGGCUACAAAGUCAGCCUGUUUUCUCAUCUCCACCAGUACAGUCGCAAAGCUCCUCUAACACAACAACUCAGCAUUCCUUCAACAGUGAUUCAUCCUGCUGUUGUUCGACUGGGCCUUCAGUAUUCACAGGGCAUUGUGGCAGGCUCGAACGCUCGCUCUGUUGCCCUGCUGCAUGCCUUCAAACAGGUGAUAAGAGACUAUAUCACUCCUCCAAAUGAAGAGCUAUCCAGAGACCUGGUCAAUAAACUGAAACCAUAUAUCAGUUUUUUGAAUCAGUGUCGCCCCUUGUCAGCCAGCAUGGGUAACGCCAUCAAAUACGUCAAGAAAGAAAUCUCAAAUAUUUCCAGUCAGUGCAAGGAAGAGGAGGCAAAGAGUAAACUCCUGAACUGCAUCGAGUGGUACAUCAAAGAGAAGAUCAUUCUUGCUGCUAAAGCUAUUGCCGAGUCCUCCAUAGAAAAGAUCAACAAUGAAGAUGUGAUUCUAGUUUAUGGAUGCUCAUCACUGGUCAACCACAUCCUGUUUGAGGCCUUUGAGAAAGGAAGGAAGUUCCGCGUUAUAGUCGUGGACAGCAGGCCUCGGCUGGAAGGCCGGGAGGCUUUGAGGCGUUUGGUUCAGAGAGGCAUCAGCUGCACCUACGUUCUUAUCUCAGCCGUCUCUUACAUCCUUCCAGAGGUAUCUAAGGUGUUUCUUGGUGCUCAUGCUCUCCUGGCCAACGGCUAUGUCAUGUCUCGAGUGGGCACUUCACAGAUAGCUCUGGUGGCCAGAGCUUUUAACGUGCCUGUUCUGGUUUGUUGUGAGACCUACAAGUUCUGUGAGCGGGUGCAGACGGACUCCUUCGUAUCUAAUGAACUCGAUGACCCCGAUGACCUCAUGGUGACCCGUAAUGGUAAGACCCAGUUGGAGAGCUGGCAGGAAGUGCCCUCUCUUGGUCUGCUGAAUCUAGUGUACGACGUGACGCCGCCUGAUUUUGUGGAUCUAGUCAUCACAGAACUGGGAAUGAUCCCGUGCACCUCGGUCCCCGUGGUGCUCCGAGUCAAAAACGUGGACCAGUGAACAACCAGUUUGUGUGUGCAUGUGAAUGCUUAUACACAUCACACUAUAUCGUGCUUUUAGCAUGAAAUAAAUGUAUAUCUGAAUGGCAUAACCUUUUAAA